Ostrea edulis (European flat oyster) is the source of this 2421-nucleotide messenger RNA. Its product is annotated as transmembrane protein 127-like. Gene Ontology annotation, biological process: negative regulation of TOR signaling; negative regulation of cell population proliferation. The record is from RefSeq and is a predicted model, not a curated record. NCBI's taxonomy places the organism in Eukaryota, Metazoa, Mollusca, Bivalvia, Ostreida, Ostreidae. Gene Ontology annotation, cellular component: membrane. The transcript has 4 exons. Bases 132 to 977 code for a protein of 281 amino acids.
CAGGCAGUACUACUUUUACCACUUUCUAUCAAUUUACCCGAUGCACAACAAUGUCAACAGUAACAGGAAGAAAUAGAAGUUAAUGUUAAAUCACAGUUGUCAAACAGCUUUGAAGGAGAAAGUGUGAAAUCAUGCCGAGAUCCAACAGAAGUCGUAGUAGUGGGAGAGAGUCGCACAGAAGUAGAACUCGGAGUCGACAUCGAUCCUCCUCACGUAGAAUCAGUCGACAGAAACUGAAAGAGAAAAACUUCUGGUCUGCGCUCUGCAGCAUGGUAUCCAUAGUGAUCAUGUGUACAUCCCUCGCAGAACCUCGAUGGAUUUCGUUACAUGGUGGAGGCUGUCGAUUGAGAAAUUGUGUUCCUCUUGAUCACUUAGGAGCUUAUCAGUUUUUCUAUUCGGGUCAUUUUUUGGGGACAUAUGACUUAAACUGUCCAAAUGGCAAUGCUGUGACCCAUAUACUGUACCAGUAUGGAGGUGAUGCGUCCAGCACAAUGGACAACUGUGUUACCCAUAAAGCAGUGAGUCUGAUGAAAACCAUCAUUGCCUUUAGUUUUCUGGCUUUGCUGUGUACGCUGUGUGCCUUUAUUCUCGACCUUGUGGGUCCCACUCAGCGUUCACUGAGAAUCCUCCACAGAAAUGCCAUACUAAGUGUCAUUGCAGUGAUUCUGUGUGUGAUUAUAGACCUGUUUUGUUACUGGCUUGUGUCAGAGGUGCUGUUUCUCCAGAAAAUGACAAAACUUCACACAGGGAGUAAAGUGACCGUCACAUUUGACAUCAGUUUUUACUUAAUGGCAGCAGCAGGUGGCAUGGGUGUGUUUGCUACAGCAUUGAAUUGUUUACGACGAUACCCAGUGUAUGAGGAUGACCAGACAAAUGCUCUGUUAGAGGAGCAGGUGUAUGACUGUGUAACCCCCGAGCCAGAAAGUGGACACAUAGACAUUCCUCCCCCUCCAUAUUCCCUCCAGCCAAGCCUGUAGAAAAAACUGCUAAGCUGUGCAAGCUUUAAAUUGUUUUUAUAUUUCUUGCUUUUAAUUUUACUACAAUUUUCCAAGUUGCUUUAGCCUAGUGAUGAGGGAACUAGCUUCACAGCGGCCCUGGAAUCGAUUCUCAGUCCUGGCAUCGUGUCUAACUGAAGACCACAUGAGUAGUGACUGUUCCUUUGCCAAGUGCAAAGCAUUAUAAGUGAAAGUCAUGGGUCUUUUGGUUAUGACAUAUAAAACACAGCCCUUUCUGUUCACCACAACAAUUUUUCAAUACUGUGUCUCAGACUUAAUGGUCUAACCUCAAAACACAAUUUUGUUUUUAUGUUCAGCUACUCUUUAUUCUUUACAUACAAAUACUGCACUUUGCUGAUUUCUAGAUUUUGUAGUUUUGCUCAGCAAAAAUUUGUGCACCAUGAAUAAAGAUAAAACCACAGAAUUCAUAUUGAAUCCAGUAAUGUGAUUUUAAUUUCUGUUGAUAUGCCAAGGACCAUAUGCUGUUCAACAUAAAUUAUCAAUUCUGAUGCAACUGUUUUGUAAUCCGCAUUUUGAUUGGCUAAUGCAAUGGGGUUUCAAGCAGUUAAAUGAGUAUUAAUGAAACAGAAAGGUUUCAACUGGGAUUUCAUAAUAGAAUGAUGCAAAAAAAAAACCAUAAUGUCAAGCAUAAACAUUUUGUGGCAUUUACAUAGUAUGAAAAAGCAACCAACGCUCAAUGAAAUAAGACCAAGCAAAAUGCAUAAAUUGCAUCAGAAUAGGGUUAGCUAAGUUCUCAUUGUUAUUUGCAACCAUUAAAGCUGAUUUAAUGGUUGAAAACAUCCACUUUACCGGUUCCGCAUUAAAAUUCAGUUGGUGACUGUUAAAUCGGUAUUAACAGUCACAAAACUACUUGUAAUUACCAUUUUAACUCGUGUGAUUUAAUUGUCAUGAUACAGAUAGUAUGAUAUAGUUACAGUAAAACAGGGUUAUAGUGAACACGCUUAUAAUGAAUUCACUCUUACAGUAGAACAGGGUUAUAGUGAACACGCUUAUAAUGAAUUCACUCUUACAGUAAAACAGGGUUAUAGUGAACACACUUAUAAUGAAUUCACUCUUAGAGCGAGGUCAUUUUCAUGCCCUUUAGUUUUAAAAUAUGAACUUCCUUGAUAUAAGGGGCAACAUCAAAAGAUCAAUGUCGGAUAAAAAUCUAAAUUCAAACAGUUAGGGGGAGGGGGGGAUUAAAUCUCCCGCAAGUUUCUGUCACCGGACAUUGAUUACACUUUAGUGGAAAAAGAGAAGAAAACUUUUGAUUUUGCCCCUAAUGAAUUAGUUUUAUAACAAAUUAAAUGUUCUUCCCCCAGCACUUCACUAUAACUGUGUUUUACUGUAUUAGAUGUAGAUUAUUGAGAACUUCAUUGUAUAUAUAGAGUAUCAAUGCAUUAUAAUAAAUGUUUACAACCCACUA